UUCGGCCUCAACGCCCAACCGCCGUCUUGUCAGAAGGCAAGCAUAUUCAGAAGAACUCCAUCUCGCGCCUCGAGGAACAUCGCCAGCCGGCGAUGCCACGCGCGAAAGGUCAAAUGCUCGGGGAGGACCCCGUGCGAUUCAUGUCAACAGGCGACUAAACCGGUCGAAUGCGUGUAUUCCCGCAAGAGUCGCCUUAUCAAAGUCAGCGAGCAUCUCGUCGCUGAAGCCUCAGACUCGGCUUUUGCGUCCCGGUUCCGCCAAGCCAUGGCCCAAUCCGGUCAUGACCAUAUCCCCCGAGUCAGCUUUCCCAGCGACGAGCAGCUUCUUGCCUGGUCGGAAACUGAGUGUCCCUGGCCCGCGCCUCUCUCGCGUUCGUCUGCUCGCCUAAGCGGCUUUGAAUGGCCUCGGCCGCUGCUACCACAUCGUCAGGCGCAGUUCGACCCUGCAAGAGCUGGACAGCGCCUCUCUCGGCGUCUUGCACAAAAGCAAACUCUGGGCUCUGUUUGCGAUAGUCUUGCCGGCUCUGCCAUUCGUCUUGCCAUCAUCAUGGGCCUCAAUCCCAAUAUCCCCGAAUCCCAAUUGUCCGACGCGGGCGAACGCGAACACCGCGAACGCAUCUUCAGGACAGCGUACACCUUUGACCGCAUGUGGACGGCAAAGCUUGAUUAUCCUUGCACCAUUUCUGACGAUGAGAUUGAGGCGUUCUCGGAUCUUCGACGCUGGCUGGAAGACCUCCCAUCAUCCUUGCGCCUGCCUACGUGCAGCGAAGGGGACUGGGACCCUAAGGCGCGGUGUCUCCAUCAUCUCUUCAACCAGUUGGACAAACGGCUCCUUUCUGGUCUUCGAUUUUUUCUACACCCAGUAUCUAUUCUCAGCUACUACCGUCUUAGCAAUUUCCACCUUACUCCACGGAAAGACCGCCAGAGCGACGAAGAGCAGUUCGAAGUAGCGGUCAGCUUCCUGGUACAGCUGCAGGGUAAUGGCAACUACGCCGCUGCCGAAUUCCAUAAACACAUCGAGGCCACUACUGACCUCAUGCACUCCACAAAAGUCCGCCUAGGCGUCCAAUCCGCAAGUGAAAAUGCCACAGCGCCACAAGAUUCUGCCUAUAAUUCAAUUCUGGAUGCAGCAAUCACUGAGUGUCGUCUACAUCCACGGAUGUGUCACUCGGGACGGCGCUCUUCUAUCAUUUCUUGCAAGGGCUCCUGGAACAGCCCCCUCUCGACCUGGAAUUCAUUGAUUCGUCUAUAUACCUGGAUGACCAGCAGGGGUUUCACUGGCCAGAUGAAUGCUCCGAAGUGUUACCACAUGAGCAUCGGCAGGGGACAAGUUGGUCACAUGCGCCAUCUGGCAUACAUGUACCAAGUAUACCAGGGGAUCCCCUGCGCUACAGGGCUUAUUUAUAUUACGAGUGCAGCAAUCCCUGAGACUGCUCUCAUCCCCAAUCUCCGCACUGAAGUAGUAGACUCCGUCAUAAAGGACGACAGGACAGCCUGUCUGUUUCCUAGAACGGAUAAUGACGGCCGGUGGACUAAGCCGCAGUCCAGUGCAUGA
This is a messenger RNA of Aspergillus nidulans FGSC A4, 1554 nucleotides long. RefSeq names its product Zn(II)2Cys6 transcription factor. NCBI's taxonomy places the organism in Eukaryota, Fungi, Ascomycota, Eurotiomycetes, Eurotiales, Aspergillaceae. The record is from RefSeq and is a predicted model, not a curated record. The annotation marks the transcript as partial. Gene Ontology annotation, biological process: DNA-templated transcription; regulation of DNA-templated transcription. Gene Ontology annotation, molecular function: DNA binding; DNA-binding transcription factor activity, RNA polymerase II-specific; zinc ion binding. The transcript is spliced from 7 exons.